AUGGCCUCUUCGUCGUCCCAGAAGUCCUGCGAGGGCAUCGGCAUGCAUCACCAAGACAGCGCCAUACAUCUGGGUGACGCUUCGACGUCGUCGUACCCUCAACAGCCAGCCCCUACACACCACCAAACCUCAACAGAUUCCGAGCCUUCACCAGUAGACAAUGACGAUGAGCCAGGCUUCUCGUCUGACUCAGCCUUCGACAGCGGAAGUCUCCUCGGCGACGAGACGAAUUCACUAGCGUCGUCUAUCCUAAACCAUCGUAUAGAAAAUGGGAGGCAGUACCACGCGUAUCGAGACGGCGCAUAUUGGGGGCCGAACGAUGAGCUGGCCAAAGAGAUACUGGAUUUUGCGCACCACAUGUAUCUCCUGACUCUCGAUCAGAAGCUGCAUCUUGCGCCUUUACAGAACCCGCAGACAAUACUCGAUUGCGGCACGGGUACUGGCAUAUGGGCAAUUGACAUGGCAGAUCAAUAUCCUUCCGCGAUCGUUACGGGUACCGACCUCUCUCCCAUACAACCCGAAUGGGUCCCACCCAACUGCCAUUUCGAAAUCGACGAUGUCUCGCUAGAGUGGACAUUUCCGCUGAAUCACUUCGACUUUAUACACAUCCGCGAACUUUUCGGCUGCAUACCGGAUUGGGACUUCUUCUUCCAGCAAGCUUACCGUCACACCAGGCCUGGUGGCUGGAUAGAGAUAGUGGAGCACUCCGUAUGCCCUACAUCUGACGAUGAAACAAUGGGGCCAGACCACUUCUACCAUACAUGGGGAAAGGUUGUCGUUGAGAUGGGCGACCGUUUCGGCAAGACCUUUACUAUCUGGGAAGAGAGUGCUGAGAGGAUCAGAAGAGCCGGCUUUGUGGAUGUGACGGUCAUGGAGUACAAGUGGCCUAUGAAUGGAUGGCCGACGGAUAAAAAGCUCAAGAAUAUCGGGCGAUGGAACCAGUUGCGGUUGAUGGAUGGGGUGGAAGGCUUCAUGCUGCGGUUGUUGACCCAAGUCGGUGGUUGGUCCGUUGCACGAGCACAGGUGCAUCUAGCGCAGAUGCGCAAAGAAUUGAAGAGUUACCGAACUCACGCAUACUUGCCUGGGACUGUUGUCUAUGCCCGGAAGCCCCUAUGA
Messenger RNA from Alternaria atra, 1116 nucleotides. RefSeq lists its product as uncharacterized. NCBI's taxonomy places the organism in Eukaryota, Fungi, Ascomycota, Dothideomycetes, Pleosporales, Pleosporaceae. The transcript is spliced from 3 exons. Gene Ontology annotation, molecular function: methyltransferase activity. The coding region runs from base 1 to 1116 and encodes 371 amino acids. The record is from RefSeq and is a predicted model, not a curated record.